AACCUUUGAAAAAUUAAACAGCAUUUAUGUCCGGUACUGUAGAUGUCAUCAUCAAUCACAAUUUAAUGUUGUGCUCUGAAAACCUAAAUGAGGUUAAAAAAGUUUUUUUUUCUGAUUUUUUAACGGGCUUACUUGUUAAAAAUAACAAUCACAAGUUCAUUAAAUUAGCAUAAAAGAAAAUAUAUAUUGGAAUUUUUUCCUACAAAAGUUUAUGGACUCAAGAUCUAUCAUGAAUAUUCCACCAAUUCAACAAACAGGCGCUAUGCCAAUGGGCCAAAUGACUCAACCAACUAAUCCUCAAAUGGCUCCAAAUCCUCAGCAACAAGUUCAACAACAAACUUCAUUACAACAACAGCAACAACAACAGCAGCAAGAAAAAUUCGAUAACAUUUCUAAAGUUAAAUCUUUAAUUGGACCGUUAAGAGAAACUUUGUCAAUUGCAUUAAAAACCGCUGCCAACACUUUAACUCAAAAUAGUUUAGUCGACAUUGGAUCCUCGAAAGGUACUGAUUCAUUAGAUCAUCGUUUUAAUAAGAAUAUGGAAGAAUUUUAUUCAAUUUGUGAUCAAAUCGAGUUACAUUUGAAGACUUCAAUUGAAUGUUUAUCUCAAAAUGCCAGUUCUGUACGUUAUCUACCAAUGAGUGUAAUUACAAGAACAGAAACAGUUUCAGUUCAAGAGGGAACAGCAUUGACCUAUCCACAAUUUUUGAUGACUGUUAAAUCCCAAGUUGCUUAUGCUAGAGAAAUUCAUGAUACUCUCAUGACUGCAGCUCAUACGAUAGCUCCAACUGAAUAGCUUCAUCAAGACUGUUAGUGAAAUGGAAGAAUAUAUACAUCUUUUUCUCAUUAAAACAACAUAAAAUUUAAUUGUAUUGCAUUGGAAAGUAUUGACUGGAUUUUAAUCACAAUUGUAAAAAUGUUUUAUGUUGGAGAUGUUUUACGAUACUUUGAUGAUCAUAGUUCGUACAAUAGUUGUUAGAGAAGAAUUUUUUUUCUAGCCAAGAUUCAUUAAGAAUUUUCAUAGAAUAGAAGAGAAUAAAAGAAUAAGAGGAUCAUUCUCAUUUCAUUAAGAAUAGAAACAAAAAAUAAAUAAUUAAAUUAAUUACAAUAAAAGUAAUUGCUUGUAUUGUAUUUUUACAAGCAUGUCAAUUGCAUCAGACAUGAUAUUUUUUGUUCAUCAGCUUUCUGCAUUCGUAAAACAUAUAAUUUUUUAUAUUUUAACUAGACGUUAUCGUAUUAAUCGCGAUGGUACAACGUAUAACGCGUAUGGCUAAAUACUUCCAUUUGA
Molecule: messenger RNA, 1288 nt
Organism: Chelonus insularis
Lineage: Eukaryota; Metazoa; Arthropoda; Insecta; Hymenoptera; Braconidae
Gene: ix
Product: intersex
Exons: 2
Coding region: 212-796 (194 amino acids)
Biological process (GO): regulation of transcription by RNA polymerase II
Cellular component (GO): mediator complex
Molecular function (GO): transcription coregulator activity; transcription factor binding
Source: RefSeq, a predicted model, not a curated record